Gallus gallus (chicken) is the source of this 2840-nucleotide messenger RNA. It is a transcript of the gene GSTK1, whose product is annotated as glutathione S-transferase kappa 1. The record is from RefSeq and is a predicted model, not a curated record. NCBI's taxonomy places the organism in Eukaryota, Metazoa, Chordata, Aves, Galliformes, Phasianidae. Gene Ontology annotation, biological process: glutathione metabolic process. The transcript is spliced from 7 exons. Gene Ontology annotation, cellular component: mitochondrion; peroxisome. Gene Ontology annotation, molecular function: glutathione transferase activity; glutathione peroxidase activity. Bases 45 to 683 code for a protein of 212 amino acids.
GGGGCGUGUCGGCACGGCGCGGCAGGGGAUGAGGGGUUGCUAACAUGGGUCGGGUACUCGUGGAGCUCUUUUACGACGUGGUAUCUCCUUACUCCUGGCUAGGGUUCGAGGUUCUCUGCCGAUACCAGCACAUAUGGAAUAUCGAUUUGCGCUUCCGUCCGGCUUUCCUUGGCGGCAUAAUGCAGUCAACUGGUAACAAGCCUCCAGCAAUGUUGCCAAAGCGUGCAGAAUACCUGCUGAAGGAUAUAAAAAGGAUGGCAAAAUAUUAUCAGGUGCCUGUAACACUUUCAGAAGAUGUAUUCCAACGUAUCCUUGGUAACAGCAGUCUGGGAGCCAUGCGUUUUAUCACAGCCGCUGACAUGACUCAACCAAAGUACUUGGAACCCUUAUCUAGAGAGUUCUGGUUACGUUUUUGGUCACAGGUAGCAGAAAAGGCUGGGCUAUCCUCUGAGCUCACCCAGAAGCUACUUGAAAUGAUUUCAUCCCCUGCAGUGAAGAAUCGUCUGAAGGAGACAACUGAGGAAGCAGUAAAAUAUGGGGCAUUUGGGAUGCCUGCCGUUGUGGCACAUGUUAACGGGAAACCUCAUCUCUUUUUUGGCUCUGAUCGUUUAGAGCUGCUAGCCAGCAUUAUAGGUGAAAAAUGGCUGGGACCAGUUCCCUCAGCUCCAAGCCCAAAAAUGUGAAAAGUACUGGGGAAAUACCUAAGAAUGAAAAGACAACACUUAUAUAUACGGUUGAUCUUUGGUGAUUAUGUAUCCAAUUUUAUAGAGAGAUGGCUUUCUCUUCCUUAACUGCUAACUCUACAGAUCAGCUUCAUUUCUAGUUAAGAAGUUUGAGAUUUGCCAAUAUUAACCAUCUGGUUAGUUUUUUACAAAUACAAAUGUGUUGCUUCCAAAGAUUAAUGUUUAACGUUAACGAUUUAACUUCUUUCAGGUUAAUCAUCAUCUUUUCCAACCAAAAGCAUGAAGAUUAAAUUAUUAUGGGACCGAUAUCUUGACGUUUCAGAGAGCUCUCGUAUCUUCCCAUUUGUCCUUUAGAAACACACAUACAGCCUAAGAGAUGUUGGCCACAUUUGCCUUUUAUUUUAAGUCCAAGAAACAACAAAGACAGAAGAAGCACAGGACAAGGCAUUCAUGUUUCCUUUCACCUUGCAGCACAGCGGUUGGUUAGACUAGUGGGGGGGGAGAGAGAGAGGGAGAGAGAGAGAAUUCAAGUCCAAAGCAAAAUCUGGGGAACCGGUCAAGUACUUCAAAAAUAACUGCUCCCUCAACUGGACAGUAUUUAUACCUGCACUCAUGUGACUGACACUGGAGAUCACCACACGUGUGUGUUCAUAGGCACCAGCUCCAGCUCUUGCAGAGGUUUUUAAUUAAUACCAAUUUUGCAGUAGUGUCCUUGGAAGACAGUGGUGAACACGAUGUGAACUCAGUUGGCAGCCAAACUUGACUAAGCUUUGCUUCCUCAAGAAUGGCCUUGUUGCUGACUGUCCAACAGUGAUCUAGGAUGUGACUAGGAGGGACUUGGCAUUAUACAGUCUGCAGUGGGGAAGAUGCAAACAAUAAGAUCAAAACCGAAACAUUUCAUUUGCCACUCCCUCCCCUGGCUACAGUCCUUUCAAUGUGCACACUAAAAUUGUUUGAAAACUUGGCCUUAUAUUGGCUGAAUUGGAAUAGCGUAUUUGAAUUGACUUGUGUGGGGCUUGAUUUCUCAAUGUUUCCUCAAUGCCUCUGAUGGUGAAGGAAGCAGAGGGUCUAGCGGCAGCUGGAAUCUGUUUUUUGUCUCUUAAAGUUAAGGUAUAAUAUAUUCAUGCUCAGUCAUUGAACAGCGAGUCCUGGGACAAGGCAGCAGAAAAAGACCAGUAUCCAUGUUCUUAUAGCUUUAAGUGUUCGUUUCCCCAUCCACAGCUUUUUCCUUCUUACAUCUCUUAUGCAUCUUCAGGAAAUAUCAUAAAAUUGGAGAACUCCUUUCUCAUUUUGACCACUUCACCCUGGGCAGAUCCAGUCUGAAAUUUAAGGAAAUGGGGCUACAUUCACUGAGGAGUCAGAAUGACAGGGAAGUUACCAUCCACAUGAAUGCCAUAGGCUUUUGUAAGUGCCUUCAAGCCACGUUGGAGAGGUUUUUGACCAUUAUACCCCUGAAAUUUGCUACUCUUUAAUCAGUGUUACAAAAUUAAUUCUGAGGUGCUGGUAAAAACGGAGUGGCUGAGACCUUGCUUUAGGCCAGACCAUGUCAGUGACUUGAUUCACAGUGCUGUCUCAGAAAUGGGUAAAAUGCACUUUUGUGGAGGUAAUGAGCUCUGGUGAAAAGUUGGGGAAAAUGCAAUAAAUGUCUUGAAUUAAUCUGAUGGUGAAAGCCAAGUUCUCAUGAAGCUUUAUCUUACGAAAGAGCUUGACUUAAGAAAUAGCCUCUGUGGCAAAACUUUGUUGGUUUGAGAGAUGGAUCUCAUGAAAUGGAUCUUACGGACUGUUGUGUACUUUCCCAAAUUAUCUUCAAGGCUGUCAGGUGCACUUGAGAUCAGUAGAGAUGAAAUGCUCAAAGACUGAAGUACUAAAAUAUCAUUUACACACUACUGAGAAGAUUAACAAAAUCCAGACUCAGGUUUUUCCUUAUAUCACGUAUUGCCUGUGAUAACCACUAGUAAGUGAUUACAUCCUCUGCAUUUAUUUCAGUGAGGAUGCGUAUUUUUGCAAUUCUGCGUACAUACUUUGAGUAAAAUUGGCCUGUUUUGGGAGCAGAGGUUUGAGGAAGUUCUGCCUCUUGUCUACAGAGACCCAAUCACGAGCACGUGGCUCUUGGCAGACACUCUGAUGACUACCCCAAUAAACACUGGUUAACAGCUA